AUGGGGCUGCUGAACUCUAAAAAUCCCAAAGACAAGCAAGCCCACAUUCUUCUUCUGGGACUCGACUCGGCUGGGAAAUCUACUCUGCUUUACAGGUUAAAGCUUGCCGAGACUCUCACAACCAUCCCCACCAUCGGCUUCAACGUGGAAAUGGUCCAGCUGGCCAGCGGUCUCCCGCUCACGGUGUGGGACGUUGGAGGCCAGGAGAAGAUGCGGACGGUCUGGGACUGCUACUGUGAGAACGCAGACGGGCUGGUGUACGUGGUGGACUGCUCCGACGGCAAGCAGCGCCUGGAGGACUCCCGCAAAGAGCUCAAGCACAUUUUGCAGAACGAACACAUCAAAAACGCGCCGGUCGUCAUAUUAGCCAACAAACAGGACUUGCCCGGAGCUCUGAGUGCCGAGGACAUCACCAGGAUAUUCAAGGUGAAGGAGCUGUGCAGCGACCGGAACUGGUACGUGCAGCCCUGCUGCGGAGUCACUGGAGAAGGGCUGGAUGACGGGUUCAGGAAAUUAACUGAGUUUAUGAAAAGCCACCUGAAGACAAGAGACACCUUAGCGCUCUUCAAGCAGAAAUGA
This is a messenger RNA of Peromyscus eremicus (cactus mouse), 579 nucleotides long. RefSeq names its product ADP ribosylation factor like GTPase 14 (gene Arl14). Gene Ontology annotation, cellular component: cytoplasm. The transcript has a single exon. The record is from RefSeq and is a predicted model, not a curated record. Bases 1 to 579 code for a protein of 192 amino acids. Gene Ontology annotation, biological process: vesicle-mediated transport; intracellular protein transport. Gene Ontology annotation, molecular function: GTPase activity; GTP binding. NCBI's taxonomy places the organism in Eukaryota, Metazoa, Chordata, Mammalia, Rodentia, Cricetidae.